AUGAAUACGCAAAGUCCUUCUGCACUUCUUUCCUCCUCCGUAGCUUCCCUCCGAUCCUCUCUCACUACCUUGGACAACAGCAUCUCCAUACUUGAUUCCGGAAUAUCAGAUUUCCCACGUUUAAAAUCUGUUCUUAGUACUACUAGGCACUUCGAACUAACCCCCUCCACAACCCUCCACGCAGCCCAGCGUUCCCUAGCCGAAGAACUCGAACCCGCAAUCGAAACCCUCCUUUCCCGCUCUGAAUCCCUAAUCUCCCGCCUCCAACGAAAAGAAGAACAACUAAUCGCCCGCUCCCAACUCCUAUCCGGGCGUCUCGAAUCCUCCACUUCCUCCACUACAAACCCUCCAUCUAAAGCUUCAAAACUAAGUCGCAAGAAGAGUUGGGAAUUGGGGUUGAGUAAAAGUGGGAAUGGAGGAGGAGGAGGAAAUGAGGAAAAGGCUAUGAGGUUGAAGGUUUUGAGGCAGAAGAAGGAGAGAUUGGGUUAUGCGGUUGAGAGGUUGGGGUUGCAGAGUCAGCAGAGACAGAGACAGUUGAGGAUGAGUAUUGCGCCGCCGUCUUUUGAUGAGUGA
Molecule: messenger RNA, 573 nt
Organism: Sclerotinia sclerotiorum 1980 UF-70
Lineage: Eukaryota; Fungi; Ascomycota; Leotiomycetes; Helotiales; Sclerotiniaceae
Exons: 2
Coding region: 1-573 (190 amino acids)
Biological process (GO): attachment of spindle microtubules to kinetochore
Cellular component (GO): spindle microtubule; DASH complex
Source: RefSeq, a predicted model, not a curated record